GUAAAAAUAUUGCAGGUCUAUUUUAUCUUCUGGGACCUCAAUAGAGAGACAGUUGGGACCUUCACAAGCCGACCGAUCAGUCAGCCAAUCUUCCCAUCAAAUUUACACGCACAAACGCAGAUACACAGACGUACAACCGGUCAGUCAGAAGCCUGUAUCUCGAGGACAGAUGAUAGCGCAGGUCAACGAGAUGCUUGGUUCUUGACGAGACCCGAAAGACUGGAGUCGGACACAUACGCAACCGAUGAGGGUCGGGAGACUAGUUUUUCGUCUGACCAGAUGACCACUAGUGUCGUAACAGUGGGCCGGAAGACUUGGUUGUCUUAG
Messenger RNA from Protopolystoma xenopodis, 327 nucleotides. Lineage: Eukaryota; Metazoa; Platyhelminthes; Monogenea; Polystomatidea; Polystomatidae. The record is from the annotation of a GenBank genome assembly.